AUGGGGUUCAGAGAUGUCCGUUUGAGCACACACACACUCUAUAUCAAAUUCUUUGAUCCUGGAGAUGUUCUUAUUGUGUGCCUUUAUGUUGAUGAUUUAAUCUUCACCGGAAAUAAUUCAAAGAUUAUUGCUGAAUUCGGGGAGGCUAUGAUUAGACGCUUUGAAAUGACAGACUUGGGCCUAAUGUCCUAUUUCCUUGGCAUUGAGGCCGUUCAACAAAAUGAUGGGAUAUUUAUUUCUCAGAAAAAGUAUGCAAGUGAUAUUUUGAAGAAAUUCAAGAUGGAGCAUUCAAAGCCUAUUUCCACGCCAGUUGAAGAAAAGCUGAAGCUGACAAGAGAGAGUGAUGGAAAAAGAGUAGAUUCAACUCAUUAUAAAAGUUUGAUUGGAAGUUUGAGAUAUUUGACAGCAACAAGGCCAGAUAAAGUGUAUGGAGUUGGUUUGCUCAGCAGAUACAUGGAGGAGCAGCGUGUUAGUCACUUACAAGGAGCUAAGUGGAUUCUUCAUUACAUCAAAGGUACUCUGACCGAGGGAAUAUUUUAUGGUAGUAAUAGUGAUGUGAAGCUUGUUGGAUAUAUAGACAGUGAUUGGGUACUGGAGCAAUUUCAUGGUCUUCAAAGAAACAACCAGUUGUCGCGCUUUCUACGGCAGAGGCAGAAUAUAUUGCAGCAACCAAUUGUGCUACUCAAACAAUAUGGCUGA
Messenger RNA from Trifolium pratense (red clover), 699 nucleotides. RefSeq lists its product as uncharacterized. The record is from RefSeq and is a predicted model, not a curated record. Lineage: Eukaryota; Viridiplantae; Streptophyta; Magnoliopsida; Fabales; Fabaceae. The coding region runs from base 1 to 699 and encodes 232 amino acids. The transcript has a single exon.